This is a messenger RNA of Paramormyrops kingsleyae, 8929 nucleotides long. RefSeq names its product potassium voltage-gated channel, subfamily H (eag-related), member 2b (gene kcnh2b). Gene Ontology annotation, cellular component: plasma membrane. The record is from RefSeq and is a predicted model, not a curated record. Lineage: Eukaryota; Metazoa; Chordata; Actinopteri; Osteoglossiformes; Mormyridae. Gene Ontology annotation, biological process: potassium ion transmembrane transport; membrane repolarization during cardiac muscle cell action potential; regulation of heart rate by cardiac conduction. Gene Ontology annotation, molecular function: inward rectifier potassium channel activity.
UAAUAUAUUCACGGGAUUUGUGCAAAAAUAACACAUGCAUUAACGCUUCUUUUUAUAGCAUAAGUGGAGAGCGAAAGGGAUCAAAGCAACAUGGAAGUAAUCAUAUUUAAAUAUAGUGAAAUGUAGCGAUAGGGGUGGAUAAAACGGCAUCCCCGGCUCGACGCUAUUGUCCGUCGCUCAGUGACGAUCAGGGAACUCCGCAUCCAUUGCGCUCGCACGCGCAGUGACGUGUUUGGCACGGUCCGAAUCUCUUGCGAAACGAAGGUAAAAGCGGCGUCCUCCCCUAUACACCCACACGUCCAUGUGACCAAAAAAUAAAAGGAAAGGUGAGUCUAUUUAAAAAUCGCUGCAAUUAAGACGCCGCCGGUAGCGUUUUUCGUUAGUAGAUCGCGGCCCGAUGAUAUGUCAGUAAAUCUUAGGAGAGCGGAGGGGCGACAGCGGCACGAGCGGUAUCACGCUUCUUUGGCGCACGGAGACUUGCGCGAGCCUGCACCUGUGCACGCAGAUACACCUGUGAGGUAACUUUUAGGGGGUCUCUCUGGCGUUUACGAAAUUAAUGAGAUUAAUCCAACCUUAGUGUCAGUGGUUUAAAAGUGAACCGUUUAAACAUAAAUAUAGAUACAUAGUUACAAAGACUAUGCAUGCAGUAUCUUAUAGCCAAGUUAGAUGUCCAAAUGUUUUUCUUGUUACGUUAAUCACUGCUUGAAGUGCGCACUUCUUUGUUUUUCUAUUCAGAGUACCGGCACCUCUCAUAAUCUGCCGGUACUGAAGAACAAGGGAAACACUGGCACCUGUUUUUCCCACCUAAGGCACUAAUAUUAAUAAUAUCGAAAGCAUAGUUAAUCGUUUAGUAUUUUGUCGUGCGCCAUAUUAUAAUUAGAUGCCAAAUGAAGGCACUGCUUAUUUUAACGGUAAGAUAAUGAAUGGUUAAAGAGGUGCCACUCCUGGGGAGCUGAGAUAAUCUCGGUGGAGAGUGAAGAACGCUCGGGAGAGAAGACAUCCCAGGGCGGCUGCAACCGGGCGUAUCUGAGCGGACUCUCGCCUUUCCAUUGGGGCACCGGCGCACGGAGCGCACAAAGCAGCGGGACGAAGCGGGUGUCACUCAGAAAUGGCAAAGUCUCCGUGCCUCCUCGGGCAGCUCGGUCAGCCUGUGUCGGACUUUUCCAUAACACAAGACACGAAGUAACCCGGCGCCCUCGCUUGACAGGGGGAGGGCAUCCUCUUACCAUUCCAGAUCCGGGGAGGGGGGAGUGGAAAAAAGGGACGUAAACAUAUAGGUGCCCUUCAUCCCGGAAGAUCUGGAAGGGGGCUCUCCAUGAAGAAUAAGCGGUGGCUCGUUUGCACGUGUCAUCGAUCCCGUCUCGACCUGCCUGUUGUUUCUCAUCGAAAGUUUCCGAGAGUCACGUCAAGUGGCGGAGCGCGGCACUUGCCCCGCUUGAGGAGGGCGCCUUGAGCGCUGCAUGCGGCACGCGCGUGAAGGACGCCUCGGCUCCCUAGACCCUCCGCAGCUCCAGCCGUGAACUGGGACCAGGAUGCCGGUGCGGCGGGGACACGUGGCGCCGCAAAACACUUUCCUGGACACCAUCAUCAGGAAAUUCGAAGGCCAGAGUCGCAAGUUCAUCAUCGCCAAUGCGCGUGUGGAAAACUGCGCCAUCAUCUUCUGCAGCGAUGGUUUCUGUGCCCUGUGCGGCUACACGCGCUCGGAGGUCAUGCAGAAGCCGUGCACCUGCGACUUCCUGUACGGCCCACACACCAAGCGGCUGGCCGUCGCACAGAUGGCCCAGGCGCUGCUUGGCUCAGAGGAGCGGAAGGUGGAGAUCGCCCUCUACAGGAAAGACGGCGUGUGCUUCCUCUGCACGGUGGAUGUGGUCCCGGUGAAGAACGAGGAUGGCAUGGUGAUCAUGUUCAUCCUGAAUUUCGAGGUCAUGAGCGAGGAGAAGCGCAGCGAGUCCAGCCGAGAGCUCAACCACAAGCUGUCCAUCCCUUGGCUCUCCGCAGGCCGCUCUCGUGGCUUCAGGGUACGCCUCCCGCUCCUGCGCUCCCUGGCCAACAGCAGGCAGUCCCUCCAGGACGACCCCGAGGCAGCUUGUGUGCCAAGGGCCUCCCACCCCAGCCGGGACUCCCUGAUGCUGGACGAGCUCAUCUCCCUGCCCGAGCCGGCGGGCCGGAGGGCACUGCUGGAGAGCCAGCCCCCAACACCACCACCGCCACCGGCUGCCGACUUCCCCGUGCAUCCACACCACCUCGACCCAGACGCUUCCGUGUCCAACUGCAGCCUGACUCAAAGCCGCUCGCGGGAGAGCUUCCACAGCAUGCGGCGCGCCUCCUCCGUUGACGACAUCGAGGCCAUGAGGCCCGAGUGGGAGCGCAAGGUCCGCUCUGGUAGCACAGGCGCAGUGAACAACAAAUCAAACAUCCUCAACUCUACCUCGGACUCGGACCUCAUGCGCUACCGGACCAUCAGCAAGAUUCCACAGAUCACCCUCAACUUUGUGGAGUGCAAGCCGGACCCCCUUAUUGCCCUACCUCCUGGGGACAAGGACAUCAUCGCUCCCUGCAAGCUAAUCGACCGCACGCACCACGUCACAGAGAAGGUUACCCAGGUGCUAUCACUGGGUGCCGAUGUCCUCCCUGAGUACAAACUCCAGGCUCCCCGCAUCCACAAGUGGACCGUCCUGCACUAUAGCCCCUUCAAGGCGGUGUGGGACUGGUUAAUCCUGCUGCUGGUGAUUUACACGGCCAUCCUGACUCCCUACUCUGCCGCUUUCCUGCUGAGCGACCAGGAUAACGUGGCCAUGGAGAGCUGCAUCUACACCUGCACUCCGCUUAGCAUGGUGGACCUCAUCGUAGACAUCAUGUUCAUCAUCGACAUCCUCAUCAACUUCCGCACCACCUACGUCAACAUUAAUGACGAGGUGGUGAGCCACCCCGUCCGCAUCGCAGUGCACUACUUCAAGGGCUGGUUCCUCAUCGACAUGGUGGCGGCCAUUCCCUUUGACCUUCUCAUAUACCGCAAUGGGGAGGAGACGACCACUCUGAUUGGCCUGCUGAAGACUGCCCGCCUACUGCGGCUGGUGCGGGUGGCUCGCAAACUGGACCGGUACUCGGAGUAUGGUGCGGCGGUGCUCUUCCUGCUCAUGUGCACCUUUGCCCUUAUCGCCCAUUGGCUGGCCUGCAUCUGGUACGCCAUCGGCAGCGUGGAGCGCAACGGCUCCAUUGGCUGGCUGCACUCUCUGGCCGACCAGCUGGGGAAGCCCUACAAUGAGACCAUCCAGGGCUCGGGCCCGUCCAUCAAGGAUAAGUACGUCACAGCACUCUACUUCACCUUCAGCAGUCUCACCAGCGUGGGCUUCGGCAACGUGUCGCCCAACACCAACUCGGAGAAGAUCUUCUCCAUCUGCGUCAUGCUCAUCGGCUCCCUGAUGUACGCCAGCAUCUUCGGCAACGUGUCGGCCAUCAUCCAGCGGCUGUACUCGGGCACGGCGCGCUACCACACGCAGAUGCUGCGGGUUCGGGAGUUCAUCCGCUUCCACCAGAUCCCCAACCCCCUGCGCCAGCGCCUGGAGGAGUACUUUCAGCACGCCUGGUCCUACACCAACGGCAUCGACAUGAACGCGGUGCUGAAGGGCUUCCCCGAGUGCCUGCAGGCCGACAUCUGCCUGCACCUGAACCGCACACUGCUGCAGAACUGCAAGGCCUUCAAGGGCUCCUCCAAGGGCUGCCUGCGCGCCCUGGCCAUGCGCUUCAAGACCACGCACGCCCCGCCCGGCGACACAUUGGUGCAUGCCGGCGACGUGCUCACCGCCCUCUACUUCAUCUCCCGCGGCUCCAUCGAGAUCCUGCGCGAGGACGUGGUGGUGGCCAUCUUGGGUAAAAAUGAUAUCUUUGGUGAACCCAUCAACCUCUACGCACGUCCUGGGAAGUCAAAGGCAGAUGUGAGGGCACUGACCUACUGCGACCUGCACAAGAUCCACCGUGAGGACGUUCUGGAGGUGCUGGACAUGUACCCUGAGUUCUCUGAUCACUUCUGGAGUAAUCUGGAGAUCACCUUUGACCUGCGCGACACUAACAUGAUUCCCGGCUCUCCGAGCAGCGACGAGUCGGACUGCAUCGGCUUCAACCGGCUGCGCAGACGGAAGCUGUCCUUCCGGCGCAGGACCGAAAAAGAUGACGAGAAAGCAGGUGAGAUAAAGAAGUCUCAGAGGCCAGUCCGCCGGGCAAGAAAGCAGACUGUCAGCAACCAGACAGAGGGCUGUAAGGUAGAGUGGGAGGGGCCACGCAGUUCCGUGUCUUCUCACUCCAGUGGGGAAGAGGGGGAGGAGUUACUUCUCACCUGCCCCGCCCCUCCCUCCGCCCUCCUGGAGUUGCCAAGGGAACUGGGGACACACGUCAACGUGAGCAACGCUCCGGAGGUGGACGGGGAUCCUAAGACUGGCAGCACCUGCAAUGCGCUCUCUGGUGCGUUUUCCGGAGUGUCAAACAUCUUCAGCUUCUGGGGUGACAGUCGCGGCCGGCAGUACCAGGAACUGCCCCGGUCCGGUCCGGCCUCCUCUCCCACAUCGGCCACGCCGACCCACGGCAUGGCCCGCUGGCAGCGGAGCCAGGUGGAGAACCGUCUAGAGCUGCUGCAGAAACAGCUGCACAGGCUAGAGAUACGCAUGUCCACCGACAUCAGCACCAUCAUGCAGCUGCUGCAAAGGCAAAUGGUCCUGGUGCCCCCUGCCUACAGUACGGUGACGUCCCCCCCUCAGCCCUCGCCCUGCUCCGGCCCCGGGGAGAGGCUGGUCCAGCCGGUCCCCCCACUGGAGCCCGACACCCUGCAGUCGCUCUCACAGAUCCUGGUCUCCCAGAGCUCUGAGGGACCCUCUGCCAGGUUAUGCGAGUCCCAGAAUAGUACGGUGGAGCCUCAACCCCCGGGUUCCCUAGGAACCAGGAACCAGGAGGCAGGGCUCUCUGGCCUGGCCGGUCCCCAGUACUGGCUGGACGGGGUGACGGGGACCUCCGCGAUGGACCCCGAGGCACAGCGGAGGCUGUCGCUGCCGGGGCAGCAGGUGGUUCUGGAUUCACGGACGCCGCAGAGGCACAUCUCUGACCCGGGGAGCUAGGUCCUCCUUGGAGCAUCUCAUCCAGGUCUUCCCUGUAGUCCCUCCACGCCGAGGAGGAGACCACCAGUGCUCACCACUUCCUACUCGUAUUUCCAUCAGCUGUGGGAGUUUCCUAGGGUGCUUCCCACCUACCUUGCACAACACUACCCCACUUACCCCUCUUCUUGGCUGACUUGAGGAACCACUGGAGAUUAGAGUUUAGACCCAUCCAUCUCCAGCUCAUUGUCCUUCACAGCAGGUCAAGACACUGCAAAGCGUGUAGUGAAGCGAAAGGCUACACUGGAUGGACUUUCCCUUUACUGCUGAGACUGGCGUUGGAACAGUGAGACAAACGUGCACAGCGUAGGCACUCAGCCCACCUCUCGUCCACGUUGCUUCCUGACAUUGUUAGUGAACUUCUGCGUUAGCUGGCCUAACAGAUGUGUGGCUGCUGCCCCCUGGAGUCCAUUUCCCAAAGCGCAUCCACCAGAUGGAAUGUGGUUUCUAACUGUUGCUGUAGGGGAGUGGGGUGUUCAAAGCCAUUAAUUACUGGUGAACAUAUCACAUUCUUAAAAUAAACCUUGUACAGAUUUUGAAUGACAGAAUCCUCGAACCAUAUGCAAACUCAGCAAGAGAAAUGUUAAAUUAUUACAGGAGUGUGUCGAUUUUCAGUCCAAAGGUUUGCUGAAGUUUGCUAAGGCCUGUGGAUCGCAAUUCGUCCGCGUGGUGAUCUGCUGGAUCCUACUACAGCAAUAUAAUAUAUAGAGAAAGAGUUCUUGCUCAUGAAGACUGUAGUUUUCUGUUAAUCACCUUCCAUGUCUUCUUGAUCCAUUCUCUUGGGCGGGUGGUCCUUCUCCCUACCUCCUUCUGGAGAUAGUCUUCAGAGUGGCAUAGAAGAACUCCUCUGGUGUUCAUCUUGGUGAGUGGAUGGCAGGUUGUACUUUGAAAGAUGGUUGAUUGUAAUGUACUGCGUUGCACAAUGAAAUGAAGGUAUGUAUUGUAUGUUUUUUAUUUCUUGGGUGUUGUAUCUUCUUCAGUAAUCAACACGUAUUCUUCUGUCGCAAAGAAAAAUAUCAGAAUUUCUCUUCUGAUGGAAGAAUAUGCACUGGAUUUUUGACAGUCUUGUGGAUCCUUUCCCAAAUCCAUUUCUGUGUAGUGAAAACAUGGCAAAGCAGCUUUUAAUUGGACUUAAUCCUCACCAGAGAUUCCAUUUGGUCGAGUUACACACCUCAGUUUGUAAUGAACUGUAACAAGGUAAAAUUUGAGCUGUCAAUCUACUGUAUGACCACAUAUUUGCCAAACCCCAAAAUCUAUUGGAAUUAUGAAUAUUUUUUCCUGUGUAUUAGUAUGUAUUUUUACAAAGUUCCUUACCCAGACUGAACAUGAGUCUGAAAAUUCACAGCUUGUCCAUUAUAAAAAUAAGCAUUGAUUUGCAUUACUAGUCCUGGGCAUUGAUAUUAACAUUCAGUCCAAAGCUGGGCUGUCGAAUUCCAGUCCUGACAGGCAGCAGGUUUUUGUUACAGAAGAGAUUUUAUUAAUUAACAAUUCAUCGAUCCUCCCCAUCUAUGCCAGGCAGCAUAGGGCAGAUGCCAGGGGUACAGCCUCGAUGGAUAAUCACACUCUGUGGGUGAUGUGAAGGUGACACAGAAGUAUCAGGUGACAGGGCUGCCUAAUAAUUUUACAGCAACUGAUUUCCUAAUUUAGAAAAAAUAAAAUAAACACGGUUCAAAAACCAGCAUCUUGGUUUACAAACUAAACACAUUGCUUGUAGACCCACUGCAGUUUAAUUUGAAUGUGUCUGUGAUUUCAUUUGACCCUUUGGUCAACAGUAAAGUUGAUUAUAGUAAAUUUACGGUAAAGUAGUUUACACAAUUGAAACUGAACAGUAAACCUCUAUUGGAACUUAAACCAGAGUACCCUGCAAUUCCGUCCAGGACUUAAGUUUCACAGCCCCUUGCAGCAAUUCCAAAUGCCUUGCCAGUCCCAAAGUAGAGUUUAACUGUUUAUUUUCAAAUGAGCAUAUUUUGUGUUUUUAAAGACUUUAACCAGACCUUUACAGCCAUUAUUAGCAUAACCUGUUAAUCCCAUGAAGCUGAUUCAGUUAUUCUUGGCAGGUAUGAAUUUUAGUGUUGAAAGACGAUGGGGGUGAGGUAUUAGUGACCCCCAGUGAUAUAGUAUUGCACAGUGGACAUGUGUAAAGUGUAAGCCAAGUGUUUCUCCCAUGUCUGAGGGUCACAUGGACUUCUGAGGCACUGUAUAACAUGAUUUACCAAUUAACAGAAACCUCAGUCCUCAAAUUGUGUUUUAACCUGUGUAUAUGUACUUAAUGUAAAGACAUUAAUACUGCUUUAGUCUGUAAGAAAAAAAAACAUUUAAGCACAUGACAGUAACACCACUGGAGUUUUCUAUCCCUGAUGCCAAACUGAGGGAUGAUUUCACUUUCCACUUCAACCUUCACGCAGUACUGUAAGAUGUCCACUGUUAUCCUGUGAAUCAGAUUGUCUUGUUUCCUCUGAUUCAGGUCCAUUUCCUUUCUGUACUGCUCUGAUACUUGCCCUAUUGUUGGCAAACCGCUUACAACUGUAAGUCUCAGCUUAAUUUCUGUCAUAACCUCGGACCUGUAUCAUAAAACAGGAUUUCUUGGUUAGCUCGAUGACUUGUCAGAUUUAAGGUAGUCUGGGCUAAAUGUAUGUGAACAAAGAUAAAGUCCAUUUAAACUGGGCUACCUCAAAUCUGACAGGCUAUCCAGUUCAGCAAGAAAUCCACCUUCAUACAGGCCCCUGCUGUAAAAGUAGCUUUGUUCUGAAGUAUCCUCACACGAGGAUGUUUUGCUUCCUCAAUUCAUUCAACUGGUUCGCUCAGGCAUUUGAAAACCGUACUGGCUGUCACCUUAACAAACAAAACCUAGGAGCUGUAACGCAAAAAGCAGGAUUUCUUGCUUAGCUAGAUGACUUGUCGGAUGUACCCCGGUUUAAAUCGACUUUAUCUGUGUUCACUUACAUUUAGCCCAGACCACCUUAAAUCUGACAAGUUGUCCGGCUAAGCAAGAAAUCCAGCUUCGUGAUACCAGCCCGCAGUCUUCAUCUUAGUACAGGUAUCUGCAACAAAUCACCUGUAACAUAAUUCUUACACUGCCUCCUACAAAGGCACACUGCACCCUUUAACGUCUGGAAGAUUGUCAUUUAAACCUGAUGCCUCUCAGUAGACGAGACUGUUUUCAUAUCGACGGAUGUUUCUGAUAUAGGUCUGGCAUUUGUAGAUACUCUGACAAAUAUUUUUCCCUAAAGUAAGUCUACACUAGAUUUUUUAUUGCCUCUUCCCUGUAUAUGAGAAUCUUGUAAUUGAAUCAGCCUUGGCACUCUUGUAGCCAGCACUAUGCAGAAACUGUCAUAUCCGUGGCAUGCUCCAGAAUGCAAACUGUAGAAGCGUUUGUCCAGUUUUUAAUAAUCAUAUUCAUGAUUAUAUUAAUAUUAAUAAUAACGGUGAUGGUGCCGAUCAAAAUAAUGAAGAUGAAAAAAAAUAAAUAAACGUUGUGCACAUUUUAUUUGCAUGCUGCACUGAAAAUGGAGGGACGAGAUUAGCUCUGGGCCACUGGUUUCUGGAUCGCCUGAUCGGCACGCGUUAAGAUGCUGUGUCAGAAAGCAGUAAAUGCAUACUAACAUGCCAGAAGGAGACCUGAAGAAGAACAGUGAGCCCAACACCUCAAGGAGAAUUAAUUCUAUAGCCAUGUUUAUAUCAAGCACCAGUGAAUUGGAGGAAAUAAGCUAUGGGGUCUUGACUGUGUGAUGGUACCAUAAACGGAUGAAAUGUCCAACUUUUCCUUCAAUAAACCUCUUUGAAAGCAA